Messenger RNA from Phialemonium atrogriseum, 414 nucleotides. RefSeq names its product DUF636-domain-containing protein. Gene Ontology annotation, molecular function: carbon-sulfur lyase activity. The coding region runs from base 1 to 414 and encodes 137 amino acids. Lineage: Eukaryota; Fungi; Ascomycota; Sordariomycetes; Cephalothecales; Cephalothecaceae. The record is from RefSeq and is a predicted model, not a curated record. The transcript is spliced from 4 exons.
AUGGGGCUCGAUCUCACCGGCCGCUGCGUUUGCAAUAAAUUGCAGUACUCUGCCCACCUAGAAUCCACCGACGACGCUCGAACCAGUAUAUGCCACUGUUCCAGCUGUCGAAGGGCAUUCGGGACCAAUUACGGCUUGACCACGAAGGUUCCUCUCAGCGGAUUUAAGUACGAGAAGGGGGAUCCCAAGCUAUUCACGCAGGCGAAUGGCGUCAUCCGGGAAUUCUGCGACACCUGUGGAACAUUCAUCUGCGAAUAUGGGGAAGCUGCAGCCGACAAGGCCCGCUAUAUUCUCUGGGGCACCUUCAAUGAGCCCGACAAGGUCCCUCCCAAGGGAGAGUUCUUCUGCGUGAACAGGGCGGAGUGGAUGCCGGAAAUCCCGGAUCUAUUCCAUAAACAACUGAUCAUGGAGUAG